GUUGAGAGUUGCAUUUGUUCUUUAAGAAUAUAAUUUAUUUCUGAAAAUGUCGCUUAAAAGGAAAUUGACGCAAGACGAUUUACGCAAAGCUAUGAGUGAACAUAAAAAGAAGAUAGGAGCUGUCAAAAAAAUUGAAUCGCCGCUAGCAAAAUAUACAGAUGCAGGACAGCUUAUGUGUGUUUUAUGCAAAGCCAUUAUACGCAGUGAAACAGUUUGGCCAGUGCAUUUAAAUUCAAAGACUCAUAAAGAAAACAUUGCCUUGGCAAAAAAGACAAAACUAGAAACAGAUCCUACGAAAGUUCAAACUUUUAAAAGGCCUAUGUCUCCUUCACAAGAAUCAUCAACGAAUAAAAAAAUAAAGGGUAUAUUAAAAAAUUCCAGUGCACAAUCAGCACAAGUUUCAUCAAGUUUACCAGCCGACUUUUUUGAUAAUCCUAAACAAGUCAAUGGCACAAUCUCGUCAAGUACACCUAUGGCAACACAGUGGUCAGAGGAUAAUAAAGAACCUGUACAUGAAAAAGAUCUGAAAAAUAUAGAAGUAGAGGAGGAAAAAGAAAAAGAUAAAAGCAAAGAUAUAAAUCAACCACUUCUUCCAGAAGGAUUUUUUGACGAUCCAGUCUUGGAUGCUAAAGUUCGUAACGUUGAAUAUAAAAAUCCUAUUGAAGAGGAAUGGGAAAAGUUUCAAAAAGAAAUUAAAGAGGAAACGGCACAAUCUGCACAAAUCAUUGCAGAUGAUCAAGAAGAAGCAACAACAGAAAGGCAAUUAGAUGAAAUAGAAGAACAAAUAAGGCACUGGUCUAGGGUAAUGGAUCUUGUAAAACGUAAAGAACAAGUACAGGCCACUGACAGAAAACAAAAAAACGCAGACGAAGAUAUUUCCAGUGGUGACGAAACCGAAUUCGAUGAGUUUCUCGACUGGAGGGCCAAAAAUUCUUAUAAAUGAAACUAAUUUCAAUUGUUGUACAGUAUUUGUGAUCUUGUAAAUAUUUAAAAGUACGUUUAAAGUUAUUCUAUAUCCAGAAAGUUGUAUUAAAUGAAUUUCUGGGCAUUGUAUAAAAAAAAACGAAAUUUUUCACUCCUGUUUAAAAAUAAAGUACAAAUAAACAGUUUGUACAGUGUA
Frieseomelitta varia is the source of this 1120-nucleotide messenger RNA. RefSeq names its product zinc finger protein 830. Gene Ontology annotation, molecular function: nucleic acid binding; zinc ion binding. Bases 47 to 943 code for a protein of 298 amino acids. NCBI's taxonomy places the organism in Eukaryota, Metazoa, Arthropoda, Insecta, Hymenoptera, Apidae. Gene Ontology annotation, cellular component: nucleus; spliceosomal complex. Gene Ontology annotation, biological process: mitotic DNA replication checkpoint signaling; mitotic DNA damage checkpoint signaling; nuclear DNA replication. The transcript is spliced from 4 exons. The record is from RefSeq and is a predicted model, not a curated record.